GUUCGUAUAACUCAGUACCAGGAAAGUGGGGGAAAUUCUUAGAAAUGUUUUCCAAGAUGUUGAAGGUCAUCACAGGGGUCGGCAACCAAGCAUGCUGAAAGAGCCAUAUUGGACCAAAAAUACAAAAAGCCGCAAAAAGUGUGUAGGUGAGUGAGGCCAUUACACCCUCCAAGAUGGUGGCUUUGUCGCUGAAGAUCUGUGUGCGCCAGUGCAAUGUGGUGAAGACCAUGCAGUUCGAGCCGUGCACGCCUGUGUACGACGCCUGCAGGAUCAUCAGAGAACGUGUCCCCGAGGCCCAGUCAGGACAAGCCUCAGAUUAUGGUCUCUUCCUCUCUGACGACGAUCCCAGGAAAGGAAUCUGGUUGGAGUCCGGGAGAACCCUGGAUUUCUACAUGCUGAGAAACGGAGAUGUUUUGGAGUACAAGAAGAAACAAAGGCCGCUGAAGAUCAAAAUGCUCGAUGGAGCCGUGAAGACCAUCAUGGUGGAUGACUCCAAAACUGUGGGGGAGCUGCUGGUCACCAUCUGCAGCAGGAUAGGAAUCACCAACUAUGAGGAGUACUCGCUCAUCCAGGAGGUGCCGGAGGACAAGAAGGAGGACAAUAUGGCAACGCUGAAGAAAGACCGAACGCUGCUGCUCAGAGAUGAGAGGAAGAUGGAGAAGCUCAAAGCCAAGCUGCAUACAGAUGACGAUUUGAACUGGCUGGACCACAGCAGGACCUUCAGAGAGCAGGGAGUGGAGGAAAGUGAGAUGCUGCUGCUCAGACGCAAGUUCUUCUACUCGGACCAGAACGUGGACUCGCGGGACCCUGUUCAGCUCAACCUGCUUUAUGUCCAGGCCAGGGAUGACAUAUUGAAUGGAUCCCACCCUGUUUCCUUUGACAAAGCCUGUGAGUUUGCGGGGUUCCAGGCUCAGAUCCAGUUUGGACCCCACGUGGAGCACAAACACAAGCCUGGAUUUCUGGACCUGAAGGAGUUCCUGCCUAAAGAAUACAUCAAGCAAAGAGGAUCAGAGAAGAAAGUAUUCCAAGAUCAUAAAAACUGCGGCGAGAUGACGGAGAUCGAGGCCAAAGUGAAGUAUGUGAAACUGGCCAGAUCUCUGCAGACAUACGGGGUGUCCUUCUUCCUGGUGAAGGAAAAGAUGAAAGGUAAGAAUAAGUUGGUGCCGCGCCUGCUGGGGAUCACCAAAGAGUCGGUGAUGCGAGUGGACGAGAAGACUAAAGACGUGGUGCAGGAGUGGCCGCUGACGACUGUCAAAAGAUGGGCCGCCUCCCCCAAGAGCUUCACCCUGGACUUUGGCGAGUACCAGGAGAGUUACUACUCUGUCCAGACUACGGAGGGAGAACAAAUAUCUCAGCUCAUUGCGGGAUAUAUCGACAUUAUUCUGAAAAAGAAGCAGAGUAAAGAUCGCUUUGGCCUUGAGGGAGACGAGGAGUCCACCAUGUUGGAGGAAUCGGUUUCUCCAAAGAAGUCCACCAUUCUACAGCAGCAGUUUAACCGGGUGGGCCGGGUGGAGCAUGGCUCAGUCGCCCUUCCUGGGAUUAUUCGCUCAGGGUCUGUUGGUGGCCCUGACAACUUCAACGUGGGCACCAUGCCCUCUGCUCAGCAACAAAUCACCACUGGACAGAUGCACAGAGGACACAUGCCGCCACUGAGUUUGGCCCAGCAGGCCCUGAUGGGAACAAUCAACAGCAGUAUGAAGGCGGUGCAGCAGGCCCAGUCUGACCUGGGACAUGUGGAUAGUCUUCCUCCUCUUGGCCAUGACCUGGCAUCUCGGGUUUGGGUCCAGAACAAAGUGGAUGAAUCCAAACAUGAAAUUCACUCUCAGGUCGACGCCAUCACGGCUGGAACGGCGUCCGUGGUCAAUCUUACUGCAGGUGAGCCCACAGAGACGGACUACACGGCGGUGGGUUGCGCCAUCACCACCAUCUCUUCCAACCUGACGGAGAUGUCCAAGGGCGUCAAGCUCCUCGCAGCGUUAAUGGACGACGAGGUGGGCAGUGGACACAAGCUGAUGGGGGCUGCCAGGAUGCUGACGGGAGCUGUGUCAGAUCUACUCAGAUCUGUUGAGCCUGCCGCUUCUGAGUCCAGGCAGACCGUGCUGACUGCGGCAGGAAGUAUCGGACAAGCCAGCGGGGACCUGCUCCGACACAUGGGGGAGGGCGAGACUGACGAGAAGUUCCAGGACACCCUGAUGAACCUGGCCAAAGCAGUGGCCAAUGCAGCUGCGAUGUUGGUUCUGAAGGCCAAGAACGUGGCCCAGGUGGCCGAGGACACCAUAUUGCAGAACCGCGUGAUAGCGGCCGCCACUCAGUGUGCCCUGUCCACCUCCCAGCUGGUCGCCUGCACCAAGGUGGUGAGUCCGACCAUCAGCUCGCCAGUGUGCCAGGAGCAGCUGGUGGAGGCUGGAAAGUUGGUGGAGCGCUCUGUGGAGACCUGUGUCAAAGCCUGCCGCUCAGCCAGCGACAAUGGCGAGCUGCUGAAGCAGGUCGGAGCGGCUGCCGGCGUGGUGAGCCAGGCCCUCAACGACCUCCUGCAGCACGUCCGCCAUUACGCCAGCUGCGGCGAGCCCAUCGGGCGCUACGACCAGGCCACCGACACCAUCAUGAACGUCACGGAAAACAUCUUCACGUCGAUGGGUGACGCCGGUGAGAUGGUGCGCCAAGCCCGAGUCCUAGCACAAGCCACCUCGGACUUGGUGAACGCCAUGAGAUCCGACGCCGAGGCAGAAGUGGACGUGGACAACUCCAAAAAGCUGUUGGCUGCAGCAAAACUGCUGGCUGAUGCCACCGCUCGCAUGGUGGAAGCCGCCAAGGGGGCCGCUGCUUACCCGGAGAACGAAGACCAGCAGCAGAGGCUUAGAGAGGCGGCGGAGGGUUUGCGUGUUGCCACUAAUGCUGCUGCUCAGAAUGCAAUAAAGAAAAAGCUGGUCAGCAGGCUGGAGAUAGCUGCUAAGCAGGCGGCCGCUGCAGCGACUCAAACGAUUGCAGCUGCUCAAAAUGCUGCAGCGUCGAACAAAAACACAAUGUCACACCAACAGCUCGUGCACAGCUGCAAGGCGGUAGCAGAUAGCAUCCCUCAGUUGGUCCAAGGGAUGAGGAGCAACCAAGUCCAACCUGAAGAGCUGGGGGCCCAGCUCGCCCUCAUCAUGGCCAGCCAGAGUUUUUUACAGCCUGGCAGUAAAAUGGUGGUGUCUGUCAAGUCAGCAGUUCCGACGGUGGCUGACCAGGCGGCAGCCAUGCAAUUGGGCCAGUGUGCCAAGAAUCUAGCGACCUGCUUGGCAGAGCUCAGGACGGCUGCCCAGAAGGCCCAUGAAGCGUGCGGCCCUCUGGAGAUCGACUCGGCCCUCAAGACGGUCCAGACGCUAAAAUGCGAGCUGCAGGACGCCAAGAUGUCUGUCAUUGACAGCCAACUCAAACCUCUUCCCGGGGAAACGUUGGAGAAGUGUGCUCAGGAUUUGGGGAGCACGUCCAAGGCCGUGGGCUCGUCCAUGGCCCAGCUGCUGACAUGUGCCGCGCAGGGCAAUGAACAUUACACAGGUGUGGCCGCCAGAGAAACGGCGCAGGCUUUAAGGUCGUUGGCACAAGCAGCCCGAGGUGUAGCAGCCAGCACCAAGGAGCCUCAAGCUGCAGCUGCAAUGCUGGACUCAGCCCAGUGUGUCAUGGAGGGCUCGUCCAUGCUCAUUCACGAAGCCCACCAGGCCCUGGUUCAUCCGGGAGAUGCGGAAAGCCAGCAGAGACUUGCACAGGUGGCCAAAGCCGUGUCGCACUCGCUGAAUAAUUGUGUGAACUGCCUGCCGGGCCAGAAGGACGUUGACAUGGCUCUCAGGAGCAUUGGAGAAGCCAGCAAAAAGUUGUUGGUGGACAUUCUUCCCCCUUGCAGUAAGACAUUCCAGGAAGCCCAGACUGAUCUGAACCAUACAGCCGCUGAGCUCAACCACUCCGCGGGCGAGGUCGUCCACUCCUCGCGCGGAACCAGCAGCCAGCUGGCCUCCGCCUCCGGCAAGUUCAGCCAAGACUUUGACGAGUUCCUUGAUGCCGGUGUCGAGAUGGCAGGACACACCCAAAGCAGGGACGAUCAGAUUCAAGUCAUUGGCAAUCUGAAGAACAUCUCCAUGGCGUCCAGUAAACUGCUGCUGGCUGCCAAGUCUCUGUCUGUGGAUCCAGGUGCAGCCAAUGCCAAGAAUCUUCUUGCAGUAGCGGCAAGGGCCGUCACAGAGAGUAUCAACCAGCUGAUCACACUGUGCACACAGCAGGCUGCAGGACAAAGGGAGUGUGACAACGCCUUGAGGGAGUUGGAGGCUGUCAGAGGGCUUCUAGAUAAUCCCAGCGAGCCCAUCAGCGAACUGUCCUACUUCGACUGUAUCGAGAGCGUCAUGGAAAAUUCAAAGGUACUUGGAGAGUCCAUGGCAGGCAUCUCUCAGCAUUGCAAGACAUGUGACGUGGUGGCUUUUGCGGACUGUGUAGGUGUGGCGUCCAAAGCUCUCUGCGGACUGACAGAGGCCGCAGGACAGGCCUCGUAUCUUGUAGGUGUGUCGGAUCCCAACAGUCAGUCAGGCCAUGAGGGACUGGUGGACCCCAUCCAGUUUGCACGGGCCCACCAAGCGAUACAGAUGGCUUGUCAGAGCUUAGUGGACCCAACUAGUAGUCCCUCGCAGGUCUUGUCUGCAGCCACCAUUGUGGCCAAGCACACGUCAGCUUUGUGCAACGCCUGCCGCCUCGCCUCCUCCAAGACCUCCAACCCCGUGGCUCGUAGACAGUUUGUCCAGUCGGCCAAAGAGGUGGCCAACACCACCGCCAACUUGGUCAAGACCAUCAAGGUCAACUCCCCAACUGAUCAAAACGCUUCAGAUGGGGAUUUUUCGGAAGAGAACAGAAACAGGUGCCGUGUUGCUACCGCCCCCCUCCUGGAGGCUGUGGAAAACUUGUCAACCUUUGCCAACAACCCGGAUUUUGCCAGCAUCCCAGCUCAGAUCAGCAACGAGGGUGCAGUAUCCCAGGAGCCGAUAGUCCGUUCAGCGCGCUCUAUGCUUGAUAGCUCCACUUACCUCCUUGAAACGGCCAGGUCGCUGGUCCUCAACCCCAAAGACCCGCCCACUUGGUCUAUACUCGCUGGUCACUCCAGAACAGUAUCUGACUCCAUCAAGAGCCUCAUCACUUCUAUCAGGGACAAGGCACCAGGACAGAAGGAGUGUGAUUACUCAAUAGAUAGCAUCAAUAAAUGUAUCCGAGACAUUGAGCAAGCUUCCCUGGCUGCGGUUGGACAGACGCUGCCCAGCAGAGAUGAUAUCUCUAUGGAAGCCCUGCAGGAACAGCUGACUUCAUCCGUGCAGGAGAUUGGCCAUCUGAUUGAUCCCGUCUCCACGGCCGCCCGGGGUGAAGCCGCCCAGCUGGGACACAAGGUGACUCAGCUAGCCGGCUACUUUGAGCCACUUGUCGUCGCAUCAGUAGGUCUGGCCUCCAAGCUGCACGACCACCAACAGCAAAUGACCAUUCUGGAUCAGACCAAGACCCUGUCCGAGUCUGCCUUGCAGAUGCUUUACGCUGCCAAGGAAGGUGGCGGAAACCCAAAGGCAUCCCACACUCAUGACGCCAUCUCCGAAGCCGCACAGCUGAUGAAGGAGGCGGUGGACGACAUCAUGGUGACUUUGAACGAGGCAGCCAGCGAGGGGGGCAUGGUCGGGGGCAUGGUGGAGUCCAUCGCCGAGGCCAUGGGCCGGCUGGAUGAAGGAACACCUCCUGAACCAGACGGCUCCUUUGUGGACUACCAGACGACGAUGGUGAAGUUCUCCAAGGCCAUCGCCAUCGUGGCACAAGAGAUGAUGACCAAGUCAGUGACGUGUCCAGAAGAGCUUGGCGGCCUGGCCUCUCAAGUGACGGUGGACUAUGGGCAGCUGGCACACCAGGGACGUCUCGCUGCAGCCACAGCAGAACUUGAAGAGGUGGCUUUCCAGAUCAGGACACGUGUACAAGAGCUGGGACACGGCUGUAUCUACCUGGUCCAGAAAGCCGGCGCCCUGCAGCUCAGCCCUACAGACAGCUUCUCUAAAAGGGAACUCAUUGAGUGUGCUCGUGCAGUCACAGAAAAGGUGUCCUUGGUGCUGUCGGCGCUGCAGGCGGGUAACAAAGGCACCCAGGCCUGCAUUACAGCAGCCAGCGCCGUGUCUGGCAUCAUCGCUGACCUCGACACGACCAUCAUGUUCGCCUCGGCGGGGACGCUGAACCCCGAGAAUGACGAGUCCUUUGCUGACCACAGGGAGAGCAUUUUGAAGACCGCCAAGGCACUGGUGGAGGACACCAAGCUGCUGGUCGCUGGAGCCGCAUCCAGCCAGGAGAAGCUGGCUCAGGCUGCCCAGUCCUCAGCGAAGACCAUCACCCAGCUCACGGAAGUGGUCAAACUGGGAGCGACAAGCAUGGGUUCAGAAGAACCUGAAACACAGGUGGUUCUGAUAAACGCAGUGCGCGACGUGGCCAAGGCCCUGGCCGAACUCAUCAGUGCCACCAAGUGUGCCGCCGGCAAACCCGCUGACGACCCGUCUAUGUAUCAGCUGAAAGGCGCUGCCAAGGUCAUGGUGACCAACGUGACGUCGCUUCUGAAAACAGUGAAGGCAGUGGAGGAUGAAGCCACUCGCGGGACGAGGGCGCUGGAGGCCACCAUUGAGUGCAUCAAGCAGGAGCUGACAGUGUUCCUGUCCAAGGAGGUUCCGGACAAGUCCGCCACACCUGACGAGUUCAUCCGUAUGACAAAGGGCAUCACCACGGCGACGGCCAAGGCGGUGGCAGCGGGGAACUCGGCUCAGCAGGAGCACGUGAUCGCCACCGCCAACCUGAGCCGCAAAGCCAUCUCUGACAUGCUGACGGCCUGCAAGAAAGCAGCACACCACCCGGAAGUGAGCGAGGACUUAAAGUGCAAGGCCCUCCAGUACGGCUCAGAAUGCACCACGGGAUACAUCAACCUCUUGGAACAAGUUUUACAGGUGGUGCAGAAGCCCACUCUGGAGCAGAAGCAGCAGCUGGCUGUCCACUCAAGACACGUGGCAGGGUGUGUGACGGAGCUCAUCCAGACAGCCGAGGCCAUGAAAGGAUCCGAGUGCGUGGACCCCGAGGACCCCACCGUCGUGGCAGAGAGCGAGCUCCUCGGAGCCGCCGCCUCCAUUGAAGCGGCUGCCAAGAAACUGGAGCAGCUGAAGCCCAGAGCCAAGCCCAAGCAGGCCGAUGAGACGCUUGAUUUCGAAGAGCAGAUUCUAGAAGCCGCAAAGUCCAUCGCCGCAGCAACCAGUGCUCUUGUCAAGUCGGCAUCAGCAGCUCAGCGAGAGCUGGUGGCCCAGGGCAAGGUCGGAUCCAACAUAGCCAACGCAGUGGAUGAUGGCCAGUGGUCCCAGGGUCUCAUAUCCGCUGCUCGCAUGGUUGCCGCCGCCACCGGCAACCUGUGUGAGGCGGCCAACGCCUCGGUGCAGGGCCACGCCAGCGAGGAGAAGCUCAUCUGCUCGGCCAAGCAGGUCGCCGCCUCCACAGCCCAGCUCCUGGUGGCCUGCAAGGUGAAGGCUGACCAGGAUUCUGAAGCGAUGAGGAGACUACAGGCCGCCGGCAACGCGGUGAAGCGAGCUUCUGACAACUUGGUGAAGGCGGCUCAGAAGGCAGCCUUCGACAAGUCCGAGGACGACAGCGUGGUGGUCAAAACCAGAUUUGUCGGCGGCAUCGCUCAGAUCAUAGCGGCUCAAGAAGAGAUGCUGAGGAAGGAGCGUGAGCUGGAGGAAGCCCGCAAGAAGCUGGCUCAGAUCCGACAGCAGCAGUAUAAAUUCCUGCCGAGCGAGCUGAGGGAGGACGAAGGUUGAGGAACGGUCGAGACGGCCGCCCUUUUCCACGCUCGUGUCAGCGAGGACUGUACCGCACUUGAAACAGGCCCCCUUUUUGGUAAGACAAGCAAGUGCCUGUGCUUUGUCGCGUAUUUGUGUGCGAGUGCGUGAGUGUGUGAGUGUGCUCAUUUAUGAUACAAUAAUGAAGAAUGCAGAAGUUGUACAUUUAUAAUUGUUACUGAAUGUUUUUAUGGUCACCAAGCGAAUAAUACUGACGAUGGUGGCAGAGCGCCUCUGUUUCAAAAGGACCAAAACGAAGGCAGGGAGGGCAUUCUUCACCUUGGCUUGCAUGCUCCAUCCAACCUUUGCAUAUCAAUGAAGCUACCAACCAAUAGCAGAAUGGCACUUGUUACAUAUGAUCAAUGCAAACAUAGAGAAAUUAUAUUCAGGCAAAUAUUUAUUCUAGAUUGAUAUUUUCAAUGGGCAAUACAUUUAUCUUCAAGUGUGGGGAAAGUCGAGAGUUUUUGACGUGACCAAAUGAUCUACUUGUGUAAACGUUCACUUCAUCUUUAGAAACUUUUGUUUUCCAACUUUGAAAUAGCCAACAUGUUUAGUUGUAUGGAUACAGUGGAACCUCAAAGCUGACCUUUGAUCAGUGAUUCUCAAAAGAAUCACUUAAUCAAAUAUUCCAACACAGUGUUACUGUUCAAACUGUGAGUAAUGUUACAGUGGCCCAAAUUUUAAAUACACCGUAUUUUCCGUACCAUACGGUGCACCGGAUUAUGAGGCGCACUGCCGAUGAAUGCUCUAUUUGCGACCUUUUUUCAUAUAUAAGGCGCACCGGAUUAUAAGGCGCAUUAAAGGAGUCAUAUUAUUAUGUUUUUCUAAAUGUAAAGGACGUCCUUGUGGUCUACAUAACAUGUAAUGGUGGUUCUUUGGUCAAAAUGUUGCAUAGAUGAUGUUUUACACAUCGUCUUCAAGUCGCUUCAGGAUGCGCCGUUUUGUGGGCGGUCUUAUUUACGUGCCUCCACUUGGACAGCGUCUUCUCCCCGUCAUCUUUGUUGUAGCGGUGUGUAGCGUGCAAGGACGGGAGUGGAAGAAGUGUCAAAAGAUGGCGCUAACUGUUUUAAUGACAUUCAGACUUUACUUCAAUCAAUAACAGAGCAGCAUCUCCUCAUCCGUGGCUCACUAGUGCAACAACAACGCCCGAAAUGUGUCCCGACCGGAACUCUCUAAUAACUAAAGUUCCUUGGGUGAAUAAUGUCAACUCACUACACCGGUAUGUUUUAGCGUUUCGAGAUAUAAGUAAGAACUUUACACUACUUUAUAUUAGAAAUGGCAACAGUGGAGGAUGAAUGUCCCAUAACAAGAAGAUAGAGAAAAAGAAGAAGCUUAUCGACUACGGGGUCAGAACGGACCUUUGUUGUAGCGUGCAAGGAUGAGAAAAAGAUGGAGCUAACUGCUUUAAUGACAUUCAGACUUUACUUCAAUCAACGCCGGAAAUGUGUCCCGUGAAAAACCGCCCGACCGGAACUCUCUAAUAACUAAAGUUCCUUGGGUGUAUAAUGUCAACUCACUACACCGGUAUGUUUUAGCGCUUUCAUGGCGAGUUUACUGACAGAUAUAAGUAAGAACUUUACACUACUUUAUAUUAGAAAUGGCAACAGUGGAGGAUGAAUGUCCCAUAACAAGAAGAUAGAGGAAAAAGAAGAAGCUUAUCGACUACAAAGGCGGACUAGCGCACAUUUUCAGUACUUAUGCAGAUCCCAAAUACAGAUCAGCAGGUACCAGAGGGUAAGAAAAGUUGCUUUAGCAUAAUAUUGUGCAACAAAACGCCAGAUAAUAUGUCUUACCUUAUACACACACACCAUAAUAAUACUCCUAUGUUGAAUGAAGCACAGUACAAUCCAUGAAGUGGUGUGGCUUCAUAGCUUACCAAAGUCCUACUAAAA
Nerophis lumbriciformis (worm pipefish) is the source of this 9745-nucleotide messenger RNA. The record is from RefSeq and is a predicted model, not a curated record. NCBI's taxonomy places the organism in Eukaryota, Metazoa, Chordata, Actinopteri, Syngnathiformes, Syngnathidae.